Camelina sativa (false flax) is the source of this 504-nucleotide messenger RNA. Lineage: Eukaryota; Viridiplantae; Streptophyta; Magnoliopsida; Brassicales; Brassicaceae. The record is from RefSeq and is a predicted model, not a curated record.
AUGGCAUCUUCUUCACACAAUAAUUUUGAUGACACCAUUGAUGAAACCUUAAAUCAAGUUUGUGACCAAAUUUCCAAUCAAGUUUGGCAAUCUCUUCUCACUCCACCUGUUCAACAUCAACAACCACCCAAACCAAAGAAGAAGCGAACUUUCAUUGAAAGAAAUCGUGAAGUUGGCCAUGCCCACUUGUGGAACGAUUAUUUCAGUGAAGAUCCAACAUACCCUCCUAGAAUGUUUCGACGCAGAUUUCGAAUGAACAAGCCCUUGUUCAUGCGUAUCGUUGAGAGACUAGGAGCGGAAAUUCCAUUCUUUCAACAACGAAGAGAUGCUACAGGAAGGUUGGAGCUUUCAACACUACAAAAUUGUACAGCAGCAAUUCGUAUGAUGGCAUAUGGUACGGCAGCUGAUGCUUGUGACGAAUACCUUCGAAUUGCUGAAACCACAUCGUUCUCAUGCUUGGAUCAUUUUGUUGAUGCCAUCAUAAAUUGUUUUGGAGAUGAGUAG